Synchiropus splendidus (mandarinfish) is the source of this 2015-nucleotide messenger RNA. It is a transcript of the gene cdk5rap3, whose product is annotated as CDK5 regulatory subunit associated protein 3. NCBI's taxonomy places the organism in Eukaryota, Metazoa, Chordata, Actinopteri, Syngnathiformes, Callionymidae. Gene Ontology annotation, biological process: regulation of mitotic cell cycle; regulation of cyclin-dependent protein serine/threonine kinase activity. The transcript is spliced from 14 exons. The coding region runs from base 141 to 1640 and encodes 499 amino acids. The record is from RefSeq and is a predicted model, not a curated record. Gene Ontology annotation, cellular component: endomembrane system.
UAUUGGAUACGUAUCUUCUAACGUGUCAUAAACAAGUCGAUUCAUUGUGCUGGCUACAUGUUUGGCAAAGAAUCUUUGAAUUCACGUCUUAAGAUGAGGUUUUAGAACUUUGAAACCAUUUAGCACAAGUACAGGGGACUAUGGAGAACAUUCAAAACCUUCCGAUUGACAUUCAAUCCAGCAAGCUUUUGGACUGGCUAUUGGAUCGACGUCACUGUAACAUCAAAUGGCAAGGUGCCAUUAAAGUGAUCAGAGAGAAGAUCAACGCUGCCAUUCAGGACAUGCCUGAGAAUGACGAGAUCAAGCACUUGCUCUCUGGCUCCUACAUUCAUUAUUUUCACUGCCUACAAAUAAUCCAAAUCCUAAAAGGAACCGAAGCGUCAUCCAAAAACUUUUUUGGUAGAUAUUCAUCUCAGAGGAUGAAGGACUGGCAGGAGAUUGUGUCUUUAUAUGAAGUGGAUAGUGUUUAUUUAGCUGAGGUGGCCAGCCUUCUGAUUCGCAAUGUGAGCUAUGAAGGUCCAGCUCUAAGGAAGCAGAUAGCCAAAGCGCAACAGCAACAGCAGGAGUUCAGUCGGAAGGAAGUUGAAUGUCAAAACUCUGCUGUUGACCUGAGAGAACGAUAUUAUGUUGCCUGUAAAGAGUAUGGAAUCAAAGGCGAAAACGUCACACAUGAGCUGCAGGCUCUGGUGAAAGACCUGCCAGUGGUUCUUGAUGAAGUGGCAAAGGAUGCAGUGAAGUUAGAAGGACAUUUGAAAUAUUACACAGCAUUUACAAAUUUUGUUUGUCAGUGGUCGGGGUCACUCUUGCCAAUGCUUACCUUUGUUCUGGACAAAGGAAACAUCACCUUCUAUGAGUGGAGAACAGGAACUGUGCCCACAGUUGUUGAGAGGCCAGUGGUGGUGGAGGCUCCUCCUGAAACCAUGGCAGAGGACACGAUUGAUUGGGGUGAUUUCGGCAAAGACACUGUGGAUACAGUGGUAAAGCUUGAAGAGGGAAUUGACUGGGGCAUCAGUCUGGAGUCAAACUCUGAGGAUGCAGGUGGGAUCGAUUGGGGCGAUGGUGAAUCAGCUCCUAUUGAAAUUGAAGUUACAGGCACAGGAAUAGACUGUCCGGAAGGUGUUGCCAGGGGUGAGGAUGCUCUAUCAAUACUGGAGACCGCAAAGACACGAGGACAGUUCAUUGAUGAUCUGAAUGAGCUGGAGGUUUUCUUGACCCAGCGACUGCGUGAGAUGGCCAUCGAAGAUGAUAUAGUAGCAAUGAACAUGUUCCAAAUGGCACCUUCCAUCAUUCAUGAAAAAUCACAGCAGCAGGUCAAGAAGAUGCUGUCAGAGGUUCAGGAUCUUUUGGGUCGACUCACCUCUCAACGAAUGCAACACCUCUUUAUGAUCCAGGCAUCUCCACGGUAUGUUGAGCGUGUGUCUGAAGUUCUGAGACAGAAAAUGAAGCAGGCAGAUAUUCUGGCUCUGAAAAGCACCACAAUGGUUGAGAAAAGACAGGAAGCAUUAGAAGAGCAGGCGAGGCUGGAGCCACGUGUGGAGCUGCUGGCAGGAAGCACCCGGGAACUCCAGAAACUGAUUGAAGGAGAUAUUUCAAAAAGAUACAACAACAGGCCUGUCAAUCUGAUGGGGGUUCAUGUGUAAGGAAUCUCGUGUUGUGAUUUAACAGGAUUAAAAACUCUAUUUUAUUCACUAUGUUGUAUGUUAUAUUGAAAGAUAGGUUGCCAUGGUUGUAAUGAUUUUCCUAUCUUUCUUUGGUGGUUCAUGUACACACAUCAAUGACAAACCAAAUACAGAUCAAGGAAAUUUCAACUGACUGCUACUGAAUUAUUUAUAUGAGUAUUCUUCCAUGAUCCAAACUAUGUAUUUGUUCAGUGGCGUUGAGGGUGUGGCUCUUUUUUUUAUACAUGUAUAAAUUGUUCCAUUUCAAUAGAAGAAUGCUUUUUACAAAUGAUUCCAAAUAUUGUUUGCAAUCUUCAAGCACAAUAAGUUAAAAUGAGAAUUUAAAAAAAUAGUCAC